UAAAGCAGAAGAAAACAAACACCACGUUAGCUGAUAAUUAUGAAUUGGCCGUGGCAGCGCACAAGCUUGCUGUUUCCCUCGAGUAUCAGUGGGAUAAAAGCUAGAGAUAACAAACCUUCCACUCUCCAGUAAGGUUAACAUUUGUUUCUUCCGGUACAGUACGUUCUUAUCACAACCACAGGCUUUGAGAACCCAGUCAUAGCUUCUUCCACACCCUCUAGCCCAAACCAUGGGCGUAUGCCAAGGAGAUUUUCAUUUCCAUGACUCAGGAAUUGAAGGCAGGUGGGGAAGGGAAGUCGAGUGAGAAUUUUCUCACCACUUCUUUCGGGGAUAGCUCUCCCCUGCCAAGACCGAAUUCCCGGGCAGCGCCACAUCCAAGACCAAUGUCAUAUUCCCAGCACCUCGUUAUCAGGUAUGACUUACAAACACCUGCUGCCACUCCACUCGGAAACCUGGAAAGAGCCUGAAUGUGGCCCUCCAAGCAGCUAUCGCCCUUCUCAGGACACCAACACGCCCCAGACACCAGCACAAGCGCGCUGGAUGGUGCUGCCAAACAGACCUGGGAGGAUGCGGACGUCAAGAACCAAACAAAGCGACUUGGCUGGGAUCACAUAGGAAGUCGGUGGCGGAGAUGGAAGGAGACCCAAAACAAAUGCCUUCCUCUGGCUGCUGGAAAAGCCUUCCCCCAAACCGCAAGCUUUGUCUCCAGCAGCUGGCUUCGCGGGCAACGCAGCUGGGGCAGCAGGGCAAGGAAACCCAGGAGCUCACUGCCAGAACUCGUGCUGCUACCUCCAAAUUGACUAAAAAACAACAAACACAACUGACCUGGCACCAACCAGGAGGAAGGUCCCCAGCAGCCGCCCCAGCAGGAACAGGAAGUGCAAUGAGUAAGUGAACCAACAAACCCCAAAACCUUACCAUGCUAUUUUUAGGGCUGACCCCAAAAUGCAGAGGGAUCCAGUAGGAUUGCCAGCACCUGCACGGAGCGCAUCCAGCCCUGCGAGGACGAGUGUCCCCUGCCCUCUCCCUCACAGCUGACAUGUGGGUCUGGACCCCAAGCCUCAGAGACCUUGGGGUGGGAAGAAGAGGAGUGAUUUAAGGCAUGGUGUCGCAUGCGAAGCCCAGAAGGGUGUCUUACAGCCCUAUCCCGGCCAUAAAAUGCAAAUCUUCUAGACCUGCUCUGAGCCUGGCUAUCUUCAAACUCUACCACACACACAAAGUGACUCAUUUCCCAAAUACUGCAGACUCUGACCUUUCUGUACUUGCUCACUGCCAGCCGCUCGCUACCAGCGAGCGAAAGCCCAGGGACUCGCGGCGCUCUGCAAGCAGCCCAGCACGCAUCCGUGCUUCCAUACCAGCUGACGGCCGUAUUUAGGGCGGCCGGGUCGCAUCCCGACCUCGGCUGGGCUCCCGGUGGCUCACCCCGGUGUCACAGCCAUCAGGACUGACCCGUCUAUAAACCAACAAACUGCAAGAUGAACUCUGUGCCCGUGAGCAUCACGUGAGACACUGCUGCUGUCACCAAAUUCCCUUACCCACAGCGAGGCCACGGCACUGCUGGCUGUGGGGACACCCCGCUCCUCUCCCACCGCCGGACCCCGCUCAGCCCCUUCCCCAAAUCGCCUCUCCCCAGCGCAGUGCUGCGGGGUAUGGGACCCGGGCAGGUGCAUCCCAAGCCCUCCGGCUAAAGGAUGUGGGCAGCACAAGGGAGAGGGACCUUCCUUCCCCUCCGAGCCGCGUUAACCCUGCCCCUCCCGGCCGCUGCACAGCACCAGCUCAGCACCCCAGGGAGGAUGCUCGGGGAGGAGAACAGCAGAGAAGGGGACAGCGGUGGGGAACCAGGGAAGACCACCAUGGACAAGCAUGACCCUCUCCACCCACACCCCUCUUCAGCCCAGGAUGUGCCCCCAGGCUCAGUUAGGUUCAAAGCAUCACCCCAGUGUCCCCCCCCCCCAAGUUUUCCUGCCCGGUACCUCGCAGGUGGGGGCCAGUGGCAGUGCUCGGGGCUGCACGCCGGGGCUUGCUGUGCCCGGAGAGGAAGGUCGGGGCCCAUUUCGGGGGUGGCCACAUGGGACUGUCACCGCUGCUGCCUUCCAGGAAGGCAAUGGGUCUGCCCCAGCGGUUCAGGGAACGGCCCUUCCCUGCCGGCACCUCCCCGAGAAAAACCAUUCCUGGAAGGGAGCCCAGGGCCAGCACUGUCCUCCCUGGGGCCAGCACAGUGGGCACAGGGAAGGAGUGCCCACGGGUGGGGGAACCCCCCAGCUCCACCCCAUGAAAAGGGGAGACCCCUGCAGCUGUCCCCGGCCACAGGCACAGGAAGAGGGGGGGGAGAAGCUGGGACCCACCCCCCAUCCAUCUUCCUGCCAUUCACAGGGAAAUCCCUCCAGCCAUCCACUCCCCUGUUUAUAGGGAAUCCCUUUCCAUCCAUCCUCCCACGACCCUGUGCAGAGGGGAGACUCCUUCCUCCCCUACCCUCUUCGCAUGGGGGCUACCCCUCAUCCUGCCCCUCUCUCCCCACCGUGCACAAUCUGGGUGGGGGCACCACUCACCCCCCUGAGCUCGGCUCUCCUCCCCCUCCACCCUGUGCUGCUCCAGAGCCCGCAGUGCUGACUCCCUCACCUCACCCUGGAGGGGUGGCUGGGUGAAGUCUCUCUUCCCCACAGCCUCAUCCCACACAGAGCUCCGAAACUGCCCGCCCAGGGGAAGCUCCAUCCUGCCACCCCCCUCCAGCCCAGCCCCAGGGGGAAGCACCCCCCUGCCUACCCAGCACGCUGCCAGCUUCCCCCCCAACCCACGAGGGGAUGCUCACUUUGUCCAGCACAGGGAGCAGAGGCAUAGAAAGGGAAAUGGGGUGCAGGGGGGGGGGCGCAAAGGGGGGACCCAGGACACAGGCGGGGGUGCUGUGAGCCACCGUGAAGAGGAUGCUGUGGGCUGGGGGUACGCAAGUGCCCAGCUCGGCUUUCCCCACGUCACACAGUCAUGGGGCACUAAGCGUCCUUUAGCUGUCACAGCACAGUUUUUAUUAAUUUAGCAGCUUCUGGUUGGCGUCUAGGCCAAAACGUGGCUUGGUUAAUAAUAACCGAAGAAGAGACGGAGAGAAGUCCUAGUGCACUGUGUCAGCACAGAUCAAAAGCAGCAUCACCAGUGCGAGCCCUGUAGUUUUUUCCAUCGUACCCUUCCGUGAGUGGAUUGCACUCGCUAUAUCGAGCGGUCUCUGCUAACUUUCAAUCUGAUCCAAUUUCCUGCCAGCAAACAAAUGUUUCUAGGAAAUGCAAUACAUUAUCCGGACGGGUUUAUUAUCAGCAUUUGGAACCAGGAAAACUGCAUAUUUUCUUGAGCGCUGCAGGGAACUUUAUAGUUUGUACUUCAAAAGAAGGUUUAAAAGGAUUGCCCUUGAAAGCUGGCCCAGUUCAAGUCUCCGCAUUGUUUUGGUCUUUGCAGAAGAAAAAGCAGAGCGGGGGGAGCACGCCAGAGCUGCCUCCGACGUUUUCCACUAAGGAAGACUCCCCCUGCCCUUCACGUAGCCGAGAGCUGAGGACGAGGCAGAGCCAGCGAGUGCCCUUGGGAAGCGAGGAGCCAAGCCUCCUUCAGCAUUUCCAAUGACCCCAAGCAAUUUGGCACAUUAAUUUUUCAAGGGAAGGCAGGGACGCGUCCCGGCUGAAGCCAAGGGAGCAAGGGACUGACGCCACGCGCUGCCGAGCCCCGCGCCGAGCUGACGGCAGGGUGCAGCCGGGGCCGGGCGUCCCCGUCCCAGGCAGGUUCAGAGGACAGGUCCCGCUGUCCCCACCCUGUACCGACCCCCCCCCCCCAUCUCUGUCCUCCUGGGGCUGAUAGGGAGACACGGCUCAUUGUGGCAGCAAGGCCCAGCUUCGGCACCCCACUUAGCUGGGGUGAGACAUGAAUGAAGGUCAGGGGUCCCCUGGCAGGGGAGAGACACCUCUGUGUUUAUUUAGCCCACCGUCCUCACGGGUUCCUGGUGUGCAAGCCAAAGGGGGCACACCGGCCAGGAGAAAUUAAGAGGGGAGGAGCAGAAAGAAAACACAGCCCCAAAUUUGCCCCCCCUCUCUCAACUCCCACAGCUCUCCCUGCUUUAGGUGCGAAGCUCCACUGAGAUUGCUGGGCUUUGAAAGCAGCCCUGAAUUGCUCUGAUUUAAGGGCCAGGGGUGUGUGUGUGUCUUUUGGCUGCCAGUGCCCUGCUGCAAUGGGAACCCAAGACCUAGCAUGGAUUAAAAAAAAAAACAAAAAAAACACACAGGCAGGACUACAUCUGCAGUCUAAAUUUGCAGUCUGAAGAAGCUGACUGGUCAGAUGCUAACUUUUGGAUAUUCAUCUAACCGAACUGCAAACUGUGAACUCCUGAGGUUUGCCAAUGCCUGCUGUAAACAUGGAAACCAAGUGUCACUUUUUGCCAAACAGAAGAAUGGUUUAAAAAUAGAUUAGAAAAGAAUACAGGCACUCAGCAUACAGGGCUCCUGUUUAUAGACUCCCAUGCCGCUAUAAAAACGGAACGAGAGGUUACGAGCAUGCAGGCAACUUUUCACCAAAUUUAGAUUUUACAAACUUCUCAGAAACCUGAAAACAACAUUUCGGGAUCCAACUGAACCCGUAAAAGCCCUUCUCAUGGAGUUUGCAGCCCAAACACUACUGCACACGGACUAAAACGGGCAUGAAAUGUUUUUUUUUCCAGCCACGACAAACACCGUACAGUUUGUUCCUCCAUGUGAGAAACGCGCCUAUAGGUCAGAGCUUCAUUUCACUCACCUACAGACUCUGUAAUAAGAGUUUAUUUUUAAUGGGGUAUUCCAGCAAAUUAAGACGACAUCCACCCCUGCUGCUAAAAACACGGGACCGCCUCAGUAAGUUUUACCACCUGUCUUUGUAAUGGGUUUUGGAGGACAGCGUCAGCGUUAUUACUAAAAAACACGCCUACAAAUUAACCUGAGGCUGCUGCCAUUGGUGGCUGAAAGCUUCAGCCCCUCCGGGGGGGGGGGGAUGAUGUGGAAGAGGAAAAAAAAAAAAAAAGAAGCAUAGCUUUACAAUACAACCUAAAUUAGGCAGAAAUUCAAGGGCAGAUUAGCACCACAACUUGGAAAGAUUUUCACAUGUGAUUUCAUGACCAGAUGCAGAGAGCGCUCCAUAUGGAAAUGUCAGUGACUUUAAUAAGCACUCGGUUGUUUCCAAUUAGGCUCCUUAAGUAAGUUCAGCGGCAUCCGGAGUUUCCUCUGCCACCUUCCUCCUAGCUAGCAAGCAUUUUUUUCUUUUUUUAAAAAGGAGUGUUAAUAAACAUGUUCCCACUCUCCCGAGCCUCCCGGCUCAGCCCCUGCCCGGGGAGGAAGGAGAAGACAGGACACUAGAUGGCACCAGUUAGCUUUGCUGCGGGAGCAAUUUUUCCCCUUGGAAAAUAAAACACCCCAACCAAACCUGGAAAACAUAUAAUUUUGUCGAUGUAAUUCUGUUUCUCUUAAAACGCGUCUGAGCAACAUUAUUUUUAUGAGCUUUUCCAGCCUUGUUUUUCAAAACUUAAUGUUUCUGCUAGGGUUAUUUUUGUCUCAUCAGACAGCAGGCUUACGUCCUCCCAGGGCUGCAAAUAGGGACGUCUAAAAAGUAUCAUAAAGAGUUUUGACAGAUUUUUUUUUUUCCUCCCCUCUUUAAAGCGAGAUUUGUAAGAAUCACUUCUCAUUCCAACUUCUUCCUUCACAAUAACAACUAACUAGUUAACCUCCACUUCCUUUCUGAAUAUUGACUCAGACAGGCAGAACUGAGGGGGAUUAGAAAUUGGAAUUGAAAUGCAUCCCAAGAGAUCUUUGAUCUGUUUUGCCAGUCAAAAUUGAAUGCUCGGAGAUGAAGUCUUUUCUUACUGGAACAAUGUAAUAAUCCAUUCCUCUGGAAAAUUGCUAGACACCCUUUGAAUAUUUUAGAUGGCUAGCUGAUUUGUUUCACGGGGCAAAAAUUGCUAUCUGUAACGUAAGGUUUUUUGAAACCAGCAAUCCCACCGUCAGAAGAAAAUAACAGAACCUCAGGUUCUGCCUCCGUAGCUCUACCUACAGACGGAGAGGAGAGGAAGAGAGCAUCUGAAACCUCAGGACAGGAAUCGAUACGCAGCCCCGGAUCGAACGAGGGCUUGAUCCCGUACCCAGCCCUGCUGACGCGUCCAGCUCUGUGGGGAAGAAUUUGGCCCCGGACAGACGCGGGACCGCCGCAGCGCGCGGUGCUGAGCCCCAUCUGGCUGGCUCAGCCUCGCUUCGCACCGAUCCUGCGCCUACCGAAGCGAGUGGAAAAAACUAACCGAGGCGGGCUUCGUUUUUGUUGUUUUUGACCCGUGAUUUUAAGCCCCGACUUGCCUCUUUCCCUGGAAAUGCAACAGGGGGUAAAAGGCAGCUUUUUAGGCACAUCUGAGAGGCCGCCGCAGAUUUUUUUUUUUUUUUUCCUAAACAAACGCCCUGCUUUCUGUUUCCCUCCUUCCCAAGAGGCGAUUUCAUAACAUUUCGUACUGUGACUUUGCAAACUACGGGCGGGGGGGGCCGGCUGGCGAGGCAGAGGGCUGGGGGGGGAGAGAGAGAGAAGGGGGGGGGGGGGGGGACGGCCGGGAGAGGUCGCUGCCGCCCGACCACGAAAAGUUUUCACAACAAAGUUGGGCUUUUUCGGUUUUGUUUUCCUUUUUUUUUUUUUUUAAAAAAAAAAAGGGGGGGGAAUUAAAAAUAAUAAUAAUAAAAUAAAAAUGAAACACGCAUCACCGAAAGAGCUUUCUCCCAUCCCCCAAAUGCUGUUUUUUUUUUUUUUUUAAUUUUUUUUUUUGAGGGGGGGGGGGGGGCGGGAUGCGGAGCGGGCCGGGCGCGGCGGUUGCGCGGGGUCUGCGCGCUAUUUGCGCGGCUCGCUCCAGGAAUAGCGUGUGGCCGGGGGCCAGCCGCGCAGCUCCCGGCGGCAGAUUUACGAGCUCCUGUCGCCGCGCCAAGUCCGCCGCGGUAGUAAACACACGGCAAAGGGCUGCCACGGGGAAAGGAGGGGGGGGGGGGGCACACACA
Molecule: messenger RNA, 7022 nt
Organism: Cygnus olor (mute swan)
Lineage: Eukaryota; Metazoa; Chordata; Aves; Anseriformes; Anatidae
Product: trithorax group protein osa-like
Exons: 2
Coding region: 1692-2645 (317 amino acids)
Source: RefSeq, a predicted model, not a curated record